Molecule: messenger RNA, 1948 nt
Organism: Emys orbicularis (European pond turtle)
Lineage: Eukaryota; Metazoa; Chordata; Testudines; Emydidae
Gene: CRY1
Product: cryptochrome circadian regulator 1
Exons: 14
Coding region: 1-1857 (618 amino acids)
Biological process (GO): entrainment of circadian clock by photoperiod; circadian regulation of gene expression; negative regulation of DNA-templated transcription
Cellular component (GO): nucleus; cytoplasm
Molecular function (GO): FAD binding; DNA binding
Source: RefSeq, a predicted model, not a curated record
AUGGGGGUGAACGCCGUGCACUGGUUCCGCAAGGGGCUGCGCCUCCACGACAACCCGGCGCUGCGGGAGUGCAUCCAGGGCGCCGACAGCGUGCGCUGCGUCUACAUCCUCGACCCCUGGUUCGCGGGCUCCUCCAACGUGGGCAUCAACAGGUGGCGGUUUCUGCUUCAGUGUCUUGAAGAUCUUGAUGCCAAUCUACGAAAAUUAAAUUCUCGUUUGUUUGUGAUUCGCGGACAGCCAGCAGAUGUGUUUCCCAGGCUCUUUAAGGAAUGGAACAUUGCAAAACUUUCUAUUGAAUAUGAUUCUGAGCCAUUUGGGAAGGAGAGGGAUGCAGCAAUUAAGAAGCUGGCUAGUGAAGCCGGAGUGGAGGUCAUUGUACGAAUUUCGCAUACAUUAUAUGACUUAGACAAGAUUAUAGAAUUAAAUGGGGGACAGCCACCUCUUACCUAUAAAAGAUUUCAGACUUUAAUCAGUAGAAUGGAACCACUGGAGAUGCCAGUGGAAACCAUCACUGCAGAAGUAAUGGAAAAGUGCACUACUCCAGUUUCUGAUGACCAUGAUGAGAAAUAUGGUGUUCCGUCACUAGAAGAGCUAGGUUUUGAUACAGAUGGUUUGCCUUCAGCAGUGUGGCCAGGUGGAGAAACAGAAGCUCUCACACGACUGGAAAGGCACUUGGAACGAAAGGCUUGGGUAGCAAACUUUGAAAGACCACGAAUGAAUGCAAAUUCCCUUCUUGCAAGUCCCACAGGGCUUAGUCCCUAUCUGCGGUUUGGCUGUCUGUCAUGUCGCCUUUUUUAUUUCAAGUUAACAGACCUAUACAAAAAGGUAAAGAAGAACAGCUCCCCUCCCCUCUCCCUUUAUGGCCAACUCCUGUGGCGUGAGUUUUUCUACACAGCAGCUACUAAUAAUCCACGCUUUGAUAAAAUGGAGGGAAAUCCCAUCUGUGUUCAGAUUCCAUGGGAUAGGAAUCCUGAGGCUUUGGCCAAGUGGGCAGAAGGCAGGACAGGAUUUCCUUGGAUUGAUGCAAUUAUGACACAGCUCCGUCAGGAAGGUUGGAUUCACCAUUUAGCCAGACAUGCUGUGGCAUGCUUCUUGACUCGAGGUGACCUGUGGAUUAGUUGGGAAGAAGGAAUGAAGGUGUUUGAAGAAUUGCUGCUUGAUGCGGAUUGGAGUGUAAAUGCUGGAAGCUGGAUGUGGCUUUCCUGUAGUUCGUUUUUUCAGCAGUUUUUUCACUGCUACUGUCCUGUGAGUUUUGGCAGAAGAACUGAUCCUAAUGGGGAUUACAUCAGACGUUAUUUGCCUAUACUUAGAGGUUUCCCUGCAAAAUACAUAUACGAUCCUUGGAAUGCCCCAGAGAGCAUCCAGAAGGCUGCAAAAUGUGUAAUAGGAGUUCAUUAUCCUAAACCAAUGGUAAAUCAUGCAGAAGCAAGCCGCCUGAAUAUUGAGAGGAUGAAACAAAUCUACCAGCAGCUUUCACGAUACAGAGGAUUGGGUCUUCUUGCAACAGUGCCUUCUAACCCAAAUGGAAAUGGUGGCCUAAUGGGAUAUUCACCAGGAGAAAACAUCUCUGGUUGUAGUAGUGCAAGUGGAGCUCAAAUGGGAAGCAAUGAUGGUCAUACAGUGGGCGUUCAGAUAUGUUCCCUAGAAGACUCACAUGCAGGAUCAAGUGGAAUUCAGCAGCAUGGUUAUUCUCAAGGCAGCAGUAUUGUACAUUAUGCCCAGGGAGACCAUCAGCAAUCACAUUUACUGCAACAAGGAAGAACAGGAAGCACUGGUAUCAGCGCUGGGAAACGCCCAAAUCCAGAAAAGGAAACUCAGAGCAUUGGGCCGAAAGUCCAGCGACAGAGCACUAAUUAGAUUGCAUUGUUGGAAGGGAAGAUGCCGCACAGAAUGUGUUGAAGGCAAAAUUUUGUUGCGCUGUAUUGGAGCUAAAGUAUUGUGAUAAUAC